Tricharina praecox is the source of this 861-nucleotide messenger RNA. RefSeq names its product P-loop containing nucleoside triphosphate hydrolase protein. Gene Ontology annotation, biological process: meiotic recombination checkpoint signaling; reciprocal meiotic recombination. Gene Ontology annotation, molecular function: ATP hydrolysis activity; ATP binding. The record is from RefSeq and is a predicted model, not a curated record. The coding region runs from base 1 to 861 and encodes 286 amino acids. Gene Ontology annotation, cellular component: nucleus; chromosome. The transcript is spliced from 5 exons. Lineage: Eukaryota; Fungi; Ascomycota; Pezizomycetes; Pezizales; Pyronemataceae.
AUGAGUAUUGGCUUCAACCGACUGAUCCUCCUUCAUGGUCCUCCCGGGAGCGGAAAAACUAGUCUUGCCCGGGCGUUGGCGCAGAAGCUCUCCAUCCGCCUGUCAGCCCAGUAUCCGCAAUGCCAGCUCUUCGAGAUCAAUAGUCAUAAUCUGUUCUCCAAGUACUUUUCGGAGUCGGCUACGUUGGUGGGACAGAUGUUUGAUCGGAUUCUGAAGCUUUUGGAGGAUGGGCGAGUGUUUAUUGUUUUGUUGAUUGAUGAGGUUGAGACAUUACUGCCGUCGAGAAUGAAGGCUAUUGGUGGUGGGGAGCCGAAUGACGGAAUCAGGGUUGUGAACGCCCUCCUGACCGCGUUGGACAAGCUACGGACCAAGAACAAUGUCCUCCAAUCCCCCGUGAUCGUGUUGACGACCUCGAACCUCCUACAAUCCAUGGAUCCCGCAUUCCUGGACCGCGCCGAUAUGAAACAGUUCAUUGACACCCCCUCCACCCCCGCAAUCUACAGCAUUCUUCGCACCGGACUGCACGAACUAAUCCGGGCUGGAAUCAUCAUCUCCCCAUCCCCGAUCCCCUGCGCAACCGAAGCCUCCCUGAGCCUCUUCCGUCUCCCCGACGCUCCGUCCACGAGACUGUGGAACUGCGCGAAAAACUGUGUCGGCAUGAGUGGUAGGGAGCUGGGGAAGACCAUCAUUCUGAUGCAUGCAAAUUAUAUCCAGAGGAGUAGGUGUAUGCUGGAGGAAGCAUUGAAUGCAUUGGAAAAGAGUGUGGGGGAUCGGAGGGAUGAGAGGGGGAAGAGGGAUAGUGAUAGCAGGAUUGGCCGCGAGACGGCGGGCCUGGACGGGGGCAGCGGGAGGAGUCUGUAG